Adineta ricciae is the source of this 774-nucleotide messenger RNA. Lineage: Eukaryota; Metazoa; Rotifera; Eurotatoria; Adinetida; Adinetidae. The record is from the annotation of a GenBank genome assembly.
AUGACUAGUCCCCUAUUUACUCCUGAACAAUGGGCAGCAAUCACACAAUUAUUCGAAGCGCGGUACGAUCGUCCAGGAGCUUCCAUUGAUUUUUCACAAUCGAUUCAAUUGGCCAGUUCAGCAAUUAGUAAAUUCGAUCGUUACUUUGAAAAUUUGUCCCCACAAUUGACUGGCAGCGAGAAAGACGCGUUAUUUGCGAUUAAAAAUGAUUUUACUGAUGUGCGUCAUUCGACUUAUCAAGCAGCAGGAACAAUGGAAGUACGUUACCGAAAAUUCAAAUUACAACCAACAACGGUUUUAAUCGAACAUUUGAGUACAAAAGCAGAAGAACAAAUAUUCAAGAAGCUGACCGAACAAUCUCAAGCUUUACAAAAUAAAUUGACAAAAUUUCAUUCAACAUACUUCUGGUGUGAAGUAAAUAAGUGGGGUAUCAUUCUUUCGAUUGUCGGUGGAGCGUUGAUCAUCUUCGGAUGGGUAUUAGCUGUUCUAAUACCGGAUACGGCCUGGAGUACAGUUUUUUACAUUGUGGGCACGGCAACGUUGUUAUCUGGUUCAAGUGCAUUGGGUCUAAUUAAGUUUCUUGAAUAUCGACGAGAUCCAACGAGUACAAUGCUGUAUUUAGAAGAAAUACAUAAACAAAUUGAUAAACUUCGUUUUCAAUUUGAUGAUCUUCGAGCAAUGAUUGCUGAAGACACACCGCAUGAAAUUAUGCAACAAGAACUAGAUAUUGUCCUGGAGUCUAUUAAAGAAUUGAAAUUGUUGUGUUUCCCGUAA